Messenger RNA from Vollenhovia emeryi, 2052 nucleotides. RefSeq names its product T-complex protein 1 subunit zeta (gene CCT6). The coding region runs from base 155 to 1750 and encodes 531 amino acids. Gene Ontology annotation, molecular function: ATP-dependent protein folding chaperone; ATP hydrolysis activity; ATP binding. The record is from RefSeq and is a predicted model, not a curated record. The transcript is spliced from 7 exons. NCBI's taxonomy places the organism in Eukaryota, Metazoa, Arthropoda, Insecta, Hymenoptera, Formicidae. Gene Ontology annotation, cellular component: chaperonin-containing T-complex. Gene Ontology annotation, biological process: protein folding.
ACGCAGCCGUAACGACACGUCGCGCGCACGAGGACCGGUCUUGCGGCGCUUCCACGGACAGCUUGCGGGGACUCACGAAGGCUAACGGAGACAUCGAGGAUUCGUGGAGCGUGGUGUCCGCGGUUACGAGGAAACGAGAGAACAAUUAGCGAGGAUGGCGGCGAUCAGUUUGUUAAAUCCGAAGGCCGAGUUCGCCCGGGCGGCGCAGGCUCUGGCGGUCAACAUCUCCGCCGCGAAGGGAAUUCAGGACGUGAUGAAGACGAACCUGGGGCCCAAGGGAACCAUGAAGAUGCUGGUUUCCGGAGCUGGAGAUAUUAAAAUCACCAAGGACGGCAAUGUUCUCCUCCACGAGAUGCAGAUCCAGCACCCUACGGCGUCGCUGAUAGCGCGAGCGUCCACCGCUCAGGAUGACAUGACGGGCGACGGCACGACCAGUACCGUACUGCUCAUCGGCGAGCUCCUGAAGCAGGCAGAUUUGUAUGUAACGGAAGGGCUGCACCCCAGAGUGCUCGCGGACGGCUUCGACCUGGCUCGCGCCAAGGCGCUGGAGAUCCUGGACUCGAUGAAGAUCCCAAUCGAGCCUGUCAAACAGAGCCUGCUGGACGUUGCGAGGACCUCGCUCAGAACGAAGAUCCACCACACCUUGGCGGACAAAUUGACCGAGAUCUGCGUGGACGCUGUGCUGGCUAUCAGGCAGCAGGGCAAGGAAAUCGACCUGCACAUGGUCGAACUGAUGGAGAUGCAGCACCGCACGGCGGACGAUACCACUCUGAUUCGUGGUAUAGUCACCGACCACGGGGCCAGGCAUCCGGACAUGCCGAAAAGAUUGGAGAACGCGUACAUUCUAAUUUGUAACGUGAGUCUGGAAUAUGAGAAAAGCGAGGUGAACAGCGGAUUCUUCUACAAAUCGGCAGAGGAGCGUGAGAAGUUAGUGGCCGCCGAACGCGUAUUUAUCGAUAAUCGCGUGAAGAAGAUCGUCGAGCUGAAGAAGAAGUUGUGCGACGGAACGAACAAAUCCUUCGUCGUGAUAAAUCAGAAAGGGAUCGAUCCGUCUUCACUCGAUAUGCUCGCGAAGGAAAACAUCAUCGCUUUGCGCAGAGCCAAGCGCAGGAACAUGGAGCGUCUGGCGCUCGCGUGUGGCGGCGUGGCCAUGAAUUCCGUGGAUGAUCUGAAAGAGGAGCAUCUGGGAUGGGCCGGUCUUGUGUACGAACACGUUCUGGGAGAAACUAAGUAUACCUUCAUAGAGGACUGCAAGAAACCCAAUUCCGUAACUAUAUUGCUAAAGGGACCUAAUAAAUUUACAUUGGAGCAACUCAAAGACGCUGUUCGCGACGGACUUCGGGCAAUAAAGAAUGCUAUCGACGAUCGUGCGGUCAUUCCUGGAGCUGGAGCCUUUGAAGUUAUGGUUAGUCAAGCUCUUCAACGGUACAAAGAGCAAGUGAAAGGGAAACAACGUUUGGGGAUACAGGCCUACGCCGAGGCUCUACUCAUCAUCCCGAAGACUCUUGCUGUUAACAGUGGAUUUGAUCUGCAAGAUACAAUCGUUAAAUUAUUUGAGGAACACACUGCAUUAGGAGAGCCAGUAGGAUUGGAUUUGUCUACGGGAGAAGCUGUAAAACCCGUGGAUAUUGGUGUUUAUGAUAAUUACAAUGUAAAGAAGCAAAUUAUAAAUUCUUGCACGAUUAUCGCCAGUAAUCUCCUUCUGGUUGACGAGAUAAUGAGAGCAGGAUUAUCUUCGCUAAAGGGUUAAAUUAUAAUACAACUCUUAUGAAAUUAAAAAUUUAAGAAUCACUAAUAAUUUUUUUAUGAAUGAAAUUAUUGGAUUCCCAGAUAGCACAAGACGGCCUAGAAUUAUCCUAGAUGUAUAUAGGACGUUCAUAGAACUGUCCCAGGGCGUUCUGGAUUGGUUCUGGGACGUUGUAUGUUAUGUGGGUUAUCAUUCGUGUUGCAUUAUAUUUGUUAAUCAAAUAUAUCGCCUGAUCUUUUGCUUUUAACGUAAAUAUUUAAUAAUUCGAUGAAUUUUCACACUGAAUAAAAAAUAAUGCUUUCGUA